Anopheles moucheti is the source of this 10066-nucleotide messenger RNA. RefSeq lists its product as uncharacterized. Gene Ontology annotation, cellular component: chromosome; nucleus. The record is from RefSeq and is a predicted model, not a curated record. The transcript is spliced from 6 exons. NCBI's taxonomy places the organism in Eukaryota, Metazoa, Arthropoda, Insecta, Diptera, Culicidae. Bases 730 to 8274 code for a protein of 2514 amino acids. Gene Ontology annotation, biological process: regulation of transcription by RNA polymerase II. Gene Ontology annotation, molecular function: zinc ion binding; chromatin insulator sequence binding.
UAGGACCAACUUCUGCCGACGGCUAUCCCACUACGGGGAAGGUAGACACAACGAGAAGCGAGUGGGAGAGAGCGAAAAAGGAAUAGUGCGAAGCAGUCAAGCAAAGAGAGUUGGAAAGAGUGCGAUGCGUUGCAAUAAUACACGGGUGCGGAUCAAGAUGGAAGAUUGUUUGUGCAAUUGAAGCACCACCAGCAGCCGAUGUGUGUAUGACGGUGUGUGUGUGUGUGUAUGAGACGUAUGUGCGUAUGUAUGCGUGUGUUGCGGUGCGUUUGACAUCGAACGAAAAAAAAGUGCAUCGAAAAAUCGCAGCAGCAUCUUCGUUGAAAACGCAGCAGGCAGAGCGCGCCCUCCUAUCCCCUGUAGUGGUUGGAUGAGGACCAGGCUUGGAGCGACAACGGUGUGGGAAGCCACGCAGUCCUCGCCUCUCCUGCCGUCGCCCGUGGUUGCGCUGUACAGCGUUCGACAUCAUAAAAGAGAGACGGUGUAAACGGCGUAGAGGCAGCAAAGAAGAGAAAAAAGGUUGAGAAAAGUACCUUCUCGCACAGCGCCAUCAUUGUCCACCCUCAUACGUAGUGUGUAAUUGUGUCGCGAAGUAGUAGCAGCAGCAGUUGCGGUUGGAAUCGGCGGCAUAUGGCAGCCAUCAAUCCCUAUUGAUUGUGCAUAACACGCUGUCGUUGCGCACCGUUCCACAAUAAAAACACAACCAAAAAAGCAGAAAACGAUGGCAUAAUGCAUCCCGAGGAGCUGAAAUCGAAAGCAUUCGUACUGGAACCUCAGGUGCAGCAGGACAGUGGUUUUGUCGGAACGGGACAGGUGCCAUAUCUCAACCACCAGCAGCAACAACUGUUCCAGCAGCAGCAGCAGCAGCAGCAGGUCUUUCAGGAACAACAGCAUCUAUUACCGCAGUAUCACCAACAGCAGCAGCAGCAGCAGCAGCAGCAUUACCAUCAUCAACAACAACAGCAACAACAGUAUCAACAGCAGCAGCAACAUUUCACCCGACAGACAGCGACUUCCUGCAUGCAGGACAAGUACAGCGGUGGCAACGCACUACGUGGACAGCUCCCGAUGGAAUGGGGUGACGGUCUGGCAACAGAUCGCGUUAUUGCCGGCGGUGGUGGUGUCACUGCCGGCACAUCGAUGACACCUGGCCUUGGGCAUCAUCACCACGGGGCCCAGAAUCCGCUGCAGAGCACGGCGGACGUUGUUGUCGGACCGAACGCGUUUGUUUCGCACGGGUACGGGAAUGAGACGGCGACGCAGGGCCACCAGCGCCGGAUGAUGCCGUCGGUCGGUGUGAAUCAGUACGCCGGCAACCGUGGUGUGGAUGCAUCCGGUGCGAGCACUUCCGGGGCUUCCUACUUUCACGAUCAGCUCGGUACGCAUGCCCAGUCCGUGGUUGGUACAGCGAUGGGACACUUUGUCGGUGUGGACACAACAAACGCAGGCGGCUACGGAACCGGAGGUGUAGUAUCGGGUGGUAUCGUACAGGGUGGAGGUCGUACAGUGGGCCCAAUGGUGGCUAGCCCGAAUGCUGCCUCACCGCCGGGAGUUCCUGGAAUGGGUGGUGGUAAUGCCUACGGUCAUACAGCAGGCACACCGACACAUGUAGCUGCUUACAUGCAGCAAGGUUCCCCCAGUGGUAUGCAACGGAUGAACGACAUGGGCACGAUGCAAACAUCCGUCGGUUCGGCCGGUUCGAUUGUUGCCCAGCAACAACAGCAACAGAUGGUACCGGAACAUCGCCGGGCGCAGUUGCCGAUGCAUGCAGACUUCGGGUCCAGUGCGUCUCGAUCACCUUUCCAGGCGGCAGUGUCACUCCCGUCCUCGAGCCCCUGCAUGGUGGAUGCGACCGGAGCAGGUGCACAAAUUGCCGCCUGUUCGAAACCUUCCGAUAUGGUCAUGAACAAUGAUCCGCUGAAGGUGGCUAAUCAGAUGCCUGUUAUCACCCAGCAGCAAACGAGAGCAUCACAAAUGUACGGUCUACAGGGUGCUGGUCCGAUGGAGGUUUCGUUGGAGUCGGAGUUCACCUUCCCUGGGGUUGAUCAAAGCACAGUAGAUAGCGUACAGCAGCAGCAGCAGCAGCAGCAGCAACAAUCUCUUUCGUUAGGCCUCGGUGGUAAUGGUCCUGCACCGGUAACCCGAACGGAUCCUCCAAACGAACGCAUCACCCGCUCAGCAACAGCGAACAGCCGCGCCGCAGCCCGUCUGGCGGAGGAAGCUUCCGAAGAUUCGGAAGCCCUUGAAGAGGUGGUUCCAGCAGAUCCGCUUGCUACCAACGAUCUGAAUUCGGUGCUGGACGGAAAAAUGCUACAAGGAAACAGUUCGGCCAAGUCUACCAGCAGUAUGCUGUCACAAUCGGGUGGUAUUAACGAGGGACAGCUGACUCCGGCGACGGUGCUUGCACAAUCGUCCGACCAGCCACGGAAACGUUCCGUGAAGCAUGUGCGCUUCAUGGAACCGACCGAAGAGAACUCGUUCGAUGGAAUGCAAUCACAAUCACGGGCCAAUGUGGUUUCACCACAUCCACUCGGACUUGGUCACCGUGAUGAUGACGAGGGUGAGGAAGAGGAAGAAGAAGACGAUAUGGACGGACUGUCGUUGAUGCAGAACCUGCCACCGGUUGAGAGCCUGUUGGUGGAAAUGGACGAACCGCUGGAUGAUGAAGACAACGAUGACGAGGAGGUGGAAAUGGAAGAUGAUGACGAUAACGGUGGACGUCGUCGCAUGUCGGGACGCACGCUGGGAAAACUAGCCACACACCGUUCUCGCUCGAAGCACAGUGAAUCGAUCGAGCUCGAGCUGGAACCACUACUGCCGGAAAUUGAGAUGGGUGAAGGUGGCGGUACCGGCGAUGAAAAGGGCGACGACAACCGGAUUGCACCGGUAGCGCACGUCUGUCGGGUGUGUCUCUGCGACGAAAAGGCGGAGGGUGCCGAUGGUGAGCAACAGCGGCCAAUGGAAUCGCUCUACUGUACGGUCGUGCCGGAGUAUCAAUCGCGCAGCCUCUACUCGAUCCUGAUUGCCGUCUGUCAUCCGUUGCAUCUCGGCAGCAAUGCCGGUAUGCCGGACCGGAUAUGUGUACCGUGCAAAACCAAACUGCUGGCCGCGUACGAGCUGUACGAUAUGUGCCUGCGCAACGACGAGAUGCUUCGCCGAAAGUACCAGGAAAAGUUGCUGCUCGCAUCCAGUGCUGCUGGCGGUGGUGGCGAAAUGCGCCGUAUCAAGAAGGAAAAGCUGGACAAUAAUGGCGUUGAUGCGAUCGGGGAUGACGGGGAUGAGGAGGACUAUUAUCGUGGAGGUAUCUCCAAACGUGGUUCUGUGCAAAUGAACGAACAUGACGAUUCUUAUCUGUACGAUCGCCAAUAUCCGCUGCAUGCGGCCAGUACCGCGCGCAGGAACUCUACCAUCGCAGCCUUGCAAUCUCGUUUCCAGCAGCAGCAACAAACUCCCGGCAAAUGGGGCAAAUAUCAUCGGCAAUCGCAACUUUCCAGUGCCCCGAGCCAUCUGCGCAUACAGCAGGUCGCCAACGGACCGUCAGCAUUGCGUCAAAUGCACGACGGCCGAAGGAAGCAAUCGGCCGUCCGUUCACCGGCAAUCUACGAUUACAACUCAUUCCACAGAGUACUGCCAAAUGGGAGCCACCAGUGCACGAAGUGCUUCCGCGAGUUCAAAUACCACAGCUACUACAAGAACCACUACAUCAGCCAGCACGAUCCUAGCAAACCGUUCAAGUGCCGCAAAUGCCACUACACCUUCCUUACCGAGCGGUGGUUGAUCGUACACAUGCGGACACACAUUGCGUCGGGUGAUAUGAUGACGAUCAAUAGCGGCGGUGGCGCGAUGGGUACGGAUUCCGGCACGAUGGAUUCGUUUGAUUCGUCCAUGGACGGCAGCAUGGAACGGCGCAAAGGUGUACGCGGCUUUGAAUGUUAUUACUGUGACAUGUCGUUCCCAGCAAUUACGCUGCAAAAGCGACACAUGCUGGCGGUGCAUGCGGAUAAACAUCGUGGACUGGAGUGUCCGAUUUGUCAGUGCCGUUUUGCAAAUCAGUCUAGCUUCCUGUUGCACCUGCAGGAGCACAAGGAUCAAAAGCGAAUGCGCAGCAACGAGAAACAGGAGGGUAGUGGUAAUGAUCCGCAGACGAAGGGUGACGAUGCAGCUGGUGUGCAAAUUAAGCGGGAACAUAUUUGUGCCGUUUGCACCAUGUCCUUUGGGCGCGAAGCGUUGCUGUACGAGCAUAUGCAGGAGCAACAUCAGGACGAAUUUUUAGCUCUGAAUAUGGAACAGGCUUUCAUGUGUGGCGUUUGUUUGACGGAGUUUACUGAUCGUGCCGCGCUGGAAAACCACACGACCACUACGCACACUGCGGCAGAGCUGGCGGAAGCCGCCAGUAAGGAAAAGCCAGAAGCAGAUACACCGGAAGCGGAAGGUAAGGAAGGAACAUUGGUGGAUAACAUCAAAAAGGAAGAAGAUAGUAAUACGGACGAACCCGACGAAGGUGUCGAGGCUAAGAAGCAAGUUUCGGACGACGAAGCCAAGACAGUCGAUAAGGCACCGGAAGGAUGUUCGGUCGUAUAUAAGUGCAAGCUGUGCCAGGCGCGCUUCGUAACGAAAAGUUCACUGCUUUCGCAUCUGGAAACGCAUGUGGCAGCGAUGAAACGCACUAGCGGUAAGCGACCGUACGGCGAAGCGAUGGAAAAUGAUGGAGCGGACAUGGGCGAUAGUGUGGCCGACGAUGAAGAUUAUAGCGGCGAGGAGGACGACGAGGAUGAUGAGGAUGCGACUGAGGGUGCAGAAAAGCGCCCCAAGCGUUCCAAAACACAAGACGACGAUGAUGAUACGACGGAAGAUAUGCCGAUCGAUCCGGACGAGAUUUCGUUCAAUCCAGACACGGGCGAGCAGAUAUUUACGUGUCAGGUGUGCGGCAAGGUGAUUAACACGGUGUCCCAGUUCCGGCGUCAUAAGCGUGUUCACUCGCCGAAGGGUCGCCCCUUCGAGUGUCACAUUUGUUUCUAUCGAUUCGCAAUGAAGUACAGCUACACGGCACAUAUGUUGCGGCACGAACUCGGUUGCAAUCCCACCCAGCCCACAACCUACCGUUGCUCGAAGUGCUCGGAGACUUUCACUCGCCGAAAAUUGCUUAGCCAGCACAUCGCGGCAAUGCAUGGACGAUGGUCGGCAGCGUCGGGUAGCUCGAUGUAUAGCGCCGGCAUUAAUGCAGGCAUGUCGAACCAUGGUGCGAAUGUUUCGGCCCGCGCAUCUUUGUCGCAUAUGGGUGGUACGUCAGGAAUGACUAGUGGCGGCAGUGGCAGAGGCACUCACACCUGCCCGAUCUGUUCAGAAUCAUUCACCCGGGAGAGCGUGCUGAAUGGUCACAUGAAGACACACAACCUAGAGGCGGCUCAGAUGUUACACUCGGAAGUCUGUUACCUGUGCCGCGUCUGUAGUAAAGAGUUUGAAUCUCGCGAACUUUACGAAGCGCAUGCAACCGAAGCUCAUCCCGGUAUGAAAAUGGAACUUAUUGAGUCGGGUGUUGCUUCGGACGAACCGGCGGAGGGUGCGGAUGCGCUAAUGAAUGCUGCCGGAUCGGGUCAGGAUGGUACGGACGGGUCAUUGAAGAAUAAAGAACGCACCAUCAAGGGCGAGGUUGGUGCAGAUGAUGAGAUAACAGGGCAGGGUGAAGAGGAGGAGGAGGACGAGGAUCACAAAAACAGCUCCCAGAACGGUGGAUUUACCCUCAUCUUCAAGUGCAAACUGUGCUCGGGACGAUUCCUGAAGAAGAAAUCACUCGACUGGCACUUGCAAACACAUCGGUCGAUUGCGAAACAGGGUGACGGCGUGGCUAUCCUUCCAGACAUUGGCCCAGACGCGAUCGCUGACCCUCCGAAGAUGAGCAAGUGUACAAUUUGUGGACAGAUAUUCGACAACGAGAUCCUUUUCCUCGAGCACAUGCGCACGCACCAGAGAGGUCAGCGCCCGAUGCAUAUGGGAUAUGUUUCACAAUCGCCUCCGACUCAAAGGCGCAGACGAACGGGAGGACGAAGCAUCAUCCAGUGCGAACUGUGCAAGAAAACUUUCAUGUAUCGUAGCCAGUUACAUCAGCAUACCAUGCUCCAUCAUCAGCCGGGCAAACCAUAUGAGUGCAAAGUGUGUCACUAUAGUUUCGUCCACAAAUUGAACCUGAAGCGCCACGAGCUAACCCAUCUUCGAGAACCGCCUCGGCCACAAAUGCUCGAUCAGGAGCAGGAUCAGGACGAUCAGCUGGAUAAUUCGCACCUGUUACAACCGCUGGUACUGAUGGAUGGGCCGGAUGAUGACACAAACGGAGGCGGUCGGCAAACCGAUCAGGCGGAUGGUAACGGUGACCAACUGUCCGGAUCGGUUGGCGCAAGUGGACGCACAUGGAAAAAGUUCAAGUGUGUUGUUUGCUCGCUGGUGUUUACGAAACAGGAAGAACUCGUCGUGCACCUGCAGACACAUAUCGAGCGCAUUAACGAGGCAAAGAGUCGAGGCACUGCGGCAGCAAACUUAUCGACGUCAUCAGCAUCGGUGGAUAUAGGAAUCGCUCCCACCGAUCGACAAUGCAAGUUGUGUCACAAGGUGUUCAAGUUCAGCUGCCAGUUGAAGCAACACCAUCUGUUGCAUCAUGCGCGCGAAAAACCGUUCGAAUGCCGCACCUGCCACUAUCGGUUCGAGUUCAAAGGUCAUCUGGUGCGACAUCGGGCCAACCAUCAUCCGAACGAGGCCAAGGAGGAUCACAGUAUGGACAUGUCGAGCUCUUUCUUAACGUCCACUCCUCUCCGUGGAUCGUCCGGUCGUGGGGGAAACUAUGGGGAAGGUAGUAGCCAAAAUGUGCCAAAGUAUGGCGGUUUGGUAACGGACGAUGUAAUUAUUGCCCCGACCACCUCAUCCCCACGCUCGGAAAGCGGGUCGGCUGGUGUACCUACUCACCAGUGUCCGAUGUGUUCGCUGAAGUUCAUCAAGGCGCGCUCGCUGGCCAUGCAUAUGCGGAUACAUCUCGGUGGGCGUAAAUUGCGCCGCGUCAUACCGGCAUCAACGGCGGAGCCGUCACCACCGGCGGACGCAAUCGGAUCCGAUAAGCUGGUGUGUCGUAUCUGUGCAGGAACUUUCCCAACGGCACACGAGCUGAAGACGCACAUGAUGACGCAUAUUGGAAGCGAAGCAAUGGAUCUUGAGGUUCCGUUCGGCAUCAGUGCGUUCAACAUGCUGCACGAGAAUAUGUUUAACGAUUCGAUGGGAGGUGGAGGAGCGGGUGGAUCGGCCGGAGGGAUGGGAGGCGGCCCAGAGGAUCAAAGCAGUAUGGGUGGCGAAGGAGGUAAUAACAACCGGACGGAGGGCGGAAGUACCGAUGGUGAUUAUCAUCAGGAUGAUGGUGAAGAUGGUAGCGGAGGCGAUCCGUUGUUCGACAGUUCGAAUCUAGAGCUCGUCCUAGAUGAUAAUAUUCUCGAUAAGGACUUCAACAUGCGAUAUCAGCAGCAAAAGCGCAGAGCGACGAAGACAGGCCACAACAACGGUGAAGGGGGAGAGGAUGAAGCGGAAGAUGACGAUGAUGAUGAUGAGAACGAGGACGAUAUCACGGACACGAACGACGGGGAUGGUGGGGUCGGCGAGGAUGACGACGAAGAGGACGAAGGCGAACAGUCGUCCGCAUCGACCAUGGCCAGCUUUCAACGUAACAUGAAUCUGAUGGCGACGCACCGUUCACGUCUUGCUGCGUCGGCCGCAUUAUCAGCACGCCUGCAAGCAACACCGUCCGCAUCUUCCUCGCAAUCGUCGUCAUCGAACAAGGGCAAAAUUGUGUGCGAGCUGUGCAAGAAGGAGUUCCUGUACCCAUGCAAUCUCAACCAGCACAAGCAGCUACAUCAUUCGAAGGAUAAACCGCACGAGUGUCGUGUUUGCCACUAUCGGUUCGAAUACGUCGGACAUCUGCAACGGCACAUCCGGCAACAGCACGAAAAGAUGGCGGAAGAACUAUUGACACCGGCGGAACCGCAAACGUUCGAUUGUACCUUCUGUGGCGAAUCGUUUGAUGCAAAGCCUAUGUUAACCGCUCACGUUCACACAAUGCACAGAGGUGAGAAGCCGUUCCAGUGUGACAAGUGUCCGGCAACGUUUAGUUAUAAGAAAUCAUACGAAACUCACCGAGAAGAACAUUACUUAAAAGCCAGUAAUGGAGCCUUCAAGUGUAGUUUCUGCAAGAAAACUUUCAACAGCGCACAAAAAGUAGACAACCAUGUUUGCAUUCAAUAGUGACACCGGAAAAUAGAACACCACUAUACAAAGUAAUAACAUAAUGAAGCAAUGCUGACGAUUUACGCUUAAAAUCGCCAGAUGAUGUAGGCAGUAAAUGUGGAAAAUGGGGGAGCGUAUAGGGCAAGGGGGGCUAACACAUACAAAAUAUAGCAGCUAUAACGUAUCUUUUUACACACAUACUCAACACAUAUGCGCAGAAGGAGUGUAUGUUUAGCUUGUAGUAAGAAAAGAAAAAAAGUAUUGUGUAAGUAAAAUCAGGAUAGAAAGUAUAUAUAUAUAUUAUAUAAAUAUAGUAGCAAAGCAAACAAACAAAACAUACAGUAAUAACAUUUGCAGGAAUAUAAAUCGCCUAUAAGCCGUCAUAGGGGAAGGAAAUGUGUAGAGAACAACAACAUGUAGCUUGUAAGGGAACGAAUCAAAACAACACAUAUAACAAACAUAACAACAAACACCCACAAAACUCAGAUGUAGAAAGGAACGAAAACAACAAACUAGUGCAGUUGGUAGGAAUCAUAAUGAACCCAGUAAUUGAUACAAACGAUUUAGAAAAAAAGAAUAUCUUGAAAGUGAAGAACAGUAAAACAUCCAUGCAAGGUAGUAGUUCAAAUUGUUUAAACCUAUUCCUACUUAUAAUUGUAAUGUUAUGCACGAUACUGUAGGGAGAAUCGAUCGAACAAGUGCAUUCUAUAUCUAGCUCGUGUUCUUAAACGGAUCGGAUGGAGCAGCAACACAUCACCGAUAGAUUUAAAUCUUAACAUGAAAGAGUAAUUAGUACGUAAGUGCAAAUGUAGCAUGCGCAUAUAGUCCAACACAUACACCUAAACCGCAUCUGCAUGCAAAGGCACAUCCUGCAACUAGGCUGCACCUUUCGGGGGUGUUAAACAGAAUGCAUUUGUUUCCGCACGGUGUCACUAGUUCGUUGGAUUCAGUUUUAGUGCGGAAUAGUGCGUUAAAAGUGGGAAAAAAAUAAGGAAACAAAGCGCGUAGAAGGAAAUGGUUGCGCAUGUUUGCAGAAAAAUUGCCAAAAGCGUGGCGUUUUUAAGUUUUUCCCCAAAUUGCAAAGCAUAAUGAUAGUUGGACUGAUAGAGAAAUCUUUUCGCCUUUUUAUGGCAAUCCGUUUAUGGUUUUUGAAGUGUUUAAAAUUGCGAUAAACUGUCGAGAGCAAUAGGUUGUUUUAAUUAGAGUAUUACUUUUACGUAAUUUUCCUUCAGCAAGAGUUCGCACGAAAAAUGACUUUGGUGUGGCGAUAUAAUUAUAUCCGUCGAGCCGCUUAAGGUCGAUGUGAGUUGCAUUGUAUUUGAAUGCUUAUUUUAUUACUCAUUUUACGCUAACUUAAACAACAUAAUACUAGUUGGCUUCAACAUUUUUUUAUCUUUGUUUAAUUUUAAAACAAACAAAAAAACAGCUCGUUUUAUCUUUAGUAUCUGCAGAAGAUAUCAUAGUACUAUGGUAGGUAGAAGUAGUAGUAGUAAUGGUAGUAUUAUUACUACACCCAGUCCCUCUGCUUGCUGGUGUGCUGUUGGACAUAGUGGUAAUGGAAAGUAUUUUUUCUUCUUUUAUUUUAUCUCAUUUUUGUACCAUGUUUAAACAUUAACUACGUUCGAUGCAGCGUGUGGAACCUUCUGAAGCACGUUUUGAACCCGCUUUUUGUAAUUGGUGGCCAGCCGGAGACGUAUGCAGGUGCAAUUAGCUAACGUUUAUUGAUUUUAAUCAUGUACUUUGUCCAGAAUCAAUUUGUAAAAAAAAAGCAAACUAAUGAUGCGAAACAAAAAACAACAAUCUACUAGCA